This is a messenger RNA of Syzygium oleosum, 1873 nucleotides long. RefSeq lists its product as uncharacterized. The record is from RefSeq and is a predicted model, not a curated record. The transcript is spliced from 2 exons. Bases 397 to 1650 code for a protein of 417 amino acids. Lineage: Eukaryota; Viridiplantae; Streptophyta; Magnoliopsida; Myrtales; Myrtaceae.
GAAGCAUCCUGGCUUCUGCACCGGUUUUGUCCAUUUCUUGCGUUUAUUGCACUUUGCUUGCUGUACUCAUCUGGAGAUCUCCACCUGGAAGCAUCCUCUCUCCUUCCACCCCUUCUCUCCUUCCACCCCUUUAUAAGUUCUUCUCCUUCACUUCACUCUCUCCCCACUCACCCACUCACACACCAAAACCAAACCAAAACCAAAACCAAAACCAAGACCAACUCUGUUUAAAAAAGGGAUCACUACCCAUUAUUUCUCUUGAGGCAUUGCUGGGAACCCUUGUCUUUGUUCUCGUGUCUGCACCACUCACUCGCAGUAAUUCUUUGCUUUUUCUUGAUAAUUUUGUUGGCAUUGCGCGUCCAAGCACUAGUUCCUGCCUGGUCAUUACUGACAAGAAUGCAGAAGCAGAAGAUGUUGCUCAAGGACUUCCUUAGAGAAGAUUCAUGGUCUUAUUCUUCAAAUAUUGAAGCAACAACACUUGUCAAAAGCAGAUCAAGAAGAAUCGCAGCCUUAGAGACCAUGGUCAAUGCAUUCAAGAACAUCCCUUUCAGUAGUUCGAUGAAUAAGCCCUACUCAAUGAUCUUCCUAAGAAGCCUCUCAAGAAAGCUGUCAACGCAAAGAUUACCCAAGAAAAGCAGAAAAGGCGAUGGUCCUGAUCAUGGUCAUGCAGGUGGUGGUGAGCAGGCCAAAAUGACCGUCAGGAUCAAGGACAUCAUACGGUGGAGAUCCUUCCGGGACUUGGCCGAAGAGCAAUCUUGGCGGUCGGAUUUCCAUUCCUCGCCGCCACAUCAAUGCUCUUCUGCGGCAACAAUUACAACCACAGGGUCAAGCAGUAGUACUGAGUGCAACAGUAAUGGCUCAAGUUGGUGUGAAAGUGAUUUCACGCUGGAGUUUUCACCGCCCUGGAAUGGCAAUUUUCAGGAAUACAGUGAACCUUGUGUUGGUAAAUACACAGUGGAGGCUUUACCAGGACCACCAACAAGAAGCUUCUGCGAUAUUGAACCCAAGGGAGUCUCAUUCUAUGAGGAGAAAGAACAACACGGUCCUGUUUCUGUAAUUGAUGCUGAAUUUGGAGAAGAUGAAGGCUUUUGUUGGUCUCGAGAUCAAAGCCAAGGCAAUAUUUCGACAGGGGAUGCCCAAUUCCUUCUGCGACAACCUUGGCAGUUCAAAAGUGUUGCCUAUUCGCAAAGUUCCACGUCAAUGGAGGAUAUGGAUGAAAGAUCUGAUGAUGAAGAGAAUGAUGAGUUCAGAGAAGAACAGGGAGACUCAAAUGAACCUGCUGAACAAACAGCAACGAUGAUGCUAAACCAAGUCAAAGCUUCAAGUUCUGGUCUUAGCAUGAAGACCAAUGUGGAUAAGUUAUUGUUGGACUACUUCAAAAGUGAACUAGCCACACUAGGAUGCAACACUAUAAGCGAUGACUCUGAGCUUGUGAUGGUGAGCACCGCAAAAAGUUGGAUGAAUAACGAGCCCGGUGCAAAGUGCCAAUGGGGAAUCAAUAGCAAGAAAGAUGCUUAUAUGAAAGAAAUGGACAGAGGAGAGAAGUGGAGAAAGUUUGAAGAGGAAAAAGAGGAGAUAGCUAUGGACUUUGAGGCUAAGAUUAUGGGUAUUUUGAUGGAUGAGCUUCUAUCUGAUUUCAUAUUGAACUGACCAGAGAGAAAAAUCUUGUUAGAUAAAGGGAAAGCAAUGUAAGGAUGUAGCAGAAAGAUGUAAUGCAUAGCUCAUGCUAAAAAAGUUGUCCCUGCUAUUCUGUAUGUCUAGAAGAGGAACAUAACUUCUGUAGCAAUCUAGAGAAUUAUGUAAAAAUCAAACCUGUAGGCAUUCUUUUUAUUGGUAUCAUGAUUAGAAGAAAUGACCAUCUUUUGUCUUAAAA